UACUUCAUCUGAAACAGUUUCAAGGAUUGUAGUAUGAAGCAUUAUAAUUUCAAAAUAGUUAAUUCUAAAUAAUAGAUUCGUGUGCAAGAUGCAGAGAGGCUUUAGAAUCGAGAUAAUAUAAAUCGCAAUACAUAUUUGUAUUUAAUUCUGACUACUUCUAAAAAGUAUUAUUAUGACUAUUGUUAUCAUCGUCGUCGUCGUCAUUAUCAUCAUUAUUAUUUUGUAUAUUUUUUCGUACCAAGAUGUACCUUUAAGCAUUUGUGUAUCCUACGUGGGAUGUAUCCAACACAAAGAGAUUAUUAAUGUUCUUGUUAUUGUUGUUGUUGUUGUUGUUGUUGUUGUUGUUGUUGUUGUUCUUCUUCUUCUUCUUCUUCUCCUCCUCCUCCUCCUCCUCCUCCUCCUACUCAUUAUUAUUAUUAUUAUUUACAUAAAAGAAAUAACUUAUGCAUUAAAAUUCCAUAAAAUUCCAUAAAACUAAUAUACUCGUGACUAUUUAUUUAAAAUAUCAUAAUAAAUAUAAUCCUAAAUUUACUUAUAUUUUUGAAUGUCCUAAUGUACAUUAGAACAUUUUAAUAUUACUUUCUGUUAAAUAUUGUUGUCAUUAUCAUAAUCUGCUGCAUUACUAGCGGUAUUAAUGUUAUGAUUAUAAUUAAUAUAAAAAUAAUUAGUAUUAUAUUCAAUUAAGAUGCCCGUGCUAAGCAGUAACUUGAAACAUUCAAUAAAUUUAUCGUUGACCGACUUAUCUACAAAGCUGAGUAAUAAACAAGAUGAAUUCGAUCGUGCGCCUACAGUGAGCGAAGAGAAGUAUGAUUCCAAAGUUUUGAUAGGAAAUUGGUUUAACCGUCGCGUAUCUUACAUACCUUCUAAUAAGUGGAUAACAAACACACAAACAAUAUAUAAGCAACAUUAUAAAUCUUAUGAUAUUGACAUAUACAAGAAAGAUCAAGUACCAUUUUGGAAUAAUAAAAUUAAAAAUGAGGGUUUAUUCAAAGGUACCUUAAUGGAUAAUCAUGGAAAGUCAUAUUACAACAACAUGACCACAACAUAUGAUUUAAGCUAUAGAAUUCUACCUACACAAUCACAAAAAUCACAUUUAAGGAUUUACAAUAUAAGAUGGUUACCAGAACAAGAUUUAACAGAAGAUUUUGGAAAUUUGACAAAAAUUGGUAUAAAGGAUGCAUUACAAAUUUGGUGGGACAGUACUUCAAACGAAGCAACACAAUUUUGCAGAUGGAGAACUACGUAUCAAGAUGAGUACAAAGCUCAUGAUAUUUCACUUGUAAAGAAAAAGUUUCAUAGACAACAAGUGAACAUGAAUGUACCAUAUUUAAAUAAUCUUGGCCAUAUUGAUGAUUAUUCAAAUAGUUGUCCAAUUACUUUUAAAAACUCAAGUAGUAAAAUUGUAAAUUAAAAUCGAUACAUCUACUAAGGUAUUUUUUUUGUAUCAUACUUCUAAAAGAUAAUACUUCAUCUUAUAAACAUAUUUAUUAUUGUUUGUAAAUUAUUCAAUUUGUAUGAUUGUAUUAAAUUGUUAAAA
Vespula vulgaris is the source of this 1537-nucleotide messenger RNA. Its product is annotated as cilia- and flagella-associated protein 107-like. NCBI's taxonomy places the organism in Eukaryota, Metazoa, Arthropoda, Insecta, Hymenoptera, Vespidae. The record is from RefSeq and is a predicted model, not a curated record. The transcript is spliced from 4 exons. Bases 686 to 1411 code for a protein of 241 amino acids.